AAGGAUCUCAUGCCAGGCUGCCUGUCUCUUUAAGUAUUAAAAUGUGUUAGUUAGAAGCAAGGGGGGUGGCUGUAAAAUAAGCUGGAGCAAGCGAGAGAGAAAUUGGAAAGCACAAGAAGGACUCGAGCUGCUCGAGUGGGUCUGAUAGGCUCUCCCCAGUGGAGAGGAACUGGGUUGCGUAGGCAAGAAGCUGCGCUCAACUUCAGCACCUGCCGAAAGCACUGAUCCAAAGGACAGCAAGUUCUCACUAAGUGGAGCAGAAAGCCGCUCUCAACCUCCUGUUAGCACCCAAGAUGGACUGCUGUAAUGAAGGGGCUUGCACUAAACUCGACGAAGACAUCUUGGACAUUCCGCUGGACGACCCUGAUGCCAACGCGGCGGCUGCCAAGAUCCAGGCCAGUUUCCGUGGGCAUAUGACCAGGAAGAAGAUCAAAGGAGGAGAAAUAGACCGCAAAGGCAAGGACGCCGAGUGCACGAGCAGCACCCGUGCAGGGGACCUACGCAACGGAGACUAAGUAUGGCCAGCAACACAGAAGAAAUGGAUGGAAGAGCAGCAUCCAAAUAGAUUUCCAGUCAGUCCUUUGAACAGCACCCUUCUCCUUCUAGAAGAACUGUCCCCAGCCCGUGAUGCCCCAAGGAGUCUGAUCACAGACAAGACACAAUGCUCUCCCAUUUCUUUCUUGGAUUGCCCUUCUUUUCAGAACUGUGUCAUCAUCUUUCCCUUCUGUUCGAGAUACUGUUGUUGGCACUCUUUGCUUUUUCUCGUAGUAUAGAUCAUGCAUUCCUUCCUGGCAUUCAUUCUGUGCCCCUCCCUCCGCACAUGUUCGUUUUUCUCCAUCCCCAUAGUUUAAGAACACUAAAUAUGCAACACACACACAUACAUCCACAGUAUGUGAUACAUAGUGAUGGAAAAUACACAUCUUAUCAGGUGCAUAACCUGUUACAUCUUUUGUGUUCUUUCUGAUCAACUUUAAUAUAUUAUGCUAUAUUAUAAUGCUGGAUUUGCAACUUUUAGGGUAUGGAAGAUUUACAUUGAGGGUAUUACAUAUUCCCAGGUUCACAAAUGGGAGAAUUCUGGAAGAUAAAGUCCAAAAUAGUAAUGAUUCCAACCCAUAAUUUAAAAUUAUGUUUUGCCCCAUUAUAACCUUUGGCUAACUUGGUUGAAAGACAGACAUAACCCUGCAAAUGGUAGCCAAUGCGUGUUCUUUACUAGCUCUUUGAAUAAAGGAAGUUUGGAAUUAUUAAAAUUAAACUGUAUUGUUUAAGACUUUCAUGGAUGGAAUCACUGGGUUGAUUAAGUUUUCCAGGCUG
This is a messenger RNA of Anolis sagrei ordinatus, 1311 nucleotides long. The record is from RefSeq and is a predicted model, not a curated record. Lineage: Eukaryota; Metazoa; Chordata; Lepidosauria; Squamata; Anolidae.